AUGGAGAAUGGAGAGCAUCAAGCCAUUACUAUAGAGGAAUCCGAUAGCAACAUAGAGACGUCGGUUGGCUCUACCAAUGAAAUAGAGGAAUCCAGUGACAAUGCAUGUGUCAUUCUCAUUCAGAGGCGCUUGGAAGAAAAUAGAAGAGAAGGAGCUCAAAGCACAACGGAAAGGGACAUAUCUUCUAUAUGCCGAGUCCCUGAAAACCUUGCAAGAAUCAGUAGAAGGGCCACUGAGCCAGAAAAGGUGUCGAUAGGCCCUUAUCACCGCGACAAAGAUGAGGUACUUGAAUUCCAAAGUUUCAAAUGGCAGUUUCUUGAUUCCCUACUUUCUCGAAUGGAACAACCGAAGAGUUCUUUACGGCUCAUGACGCUAGCCAUGAAAGAAUUAGAGCUCAAAGCAAGAGCACAAUACUCAGAGCUGAUUCAGAUGUCAAGUGACGAUUUCAUUGAGAUGAUGCUACUUGAUGGUUGCUUUAUCAUUGAACUCUUCCAACAAGUUUGCCAGAGUGAAGAUUCUGCGAAUGUCAAUAGCCUAGUGCUCAUGAAGCCAUGGUUAAUUCCGAUUCUCAUUAGAGACCUCUUAAAGCUUGAAAACCAAAUUCCCCUCUUCGUUCUUUUGGAGUUAUUCAGUCUCUCCAAUUUCAAUACAAGGGAACCCUUCUUGUGGCAAGCCUUAAAGUUUUUUAAUCUUGCCCUGCCUCGGUCCCUUGACUCAUUCAAGGGACAACAGCGAGUUUCCCUUUAUGAAGACAGCUGUCAUCUACUUCACUUGUUUUACUGUAGCUACUGCUGCCCAAAAUUACAGCAAGCCCCGCAUAGGCCAACCGUGUAUAGGCCAGAAGGGUAUCGUCCAUCAUCUGAUCAGUCAAUACCAUGUGUGACACGACUCCGGCAUGCUGGGGUCAAGUUUAGGCCACUAAAAGCUGGUAAUUUCUUGGACAUAAAUUUCCACAAAGGGGUGCUAGGAAUCCCACCCAUGACCAUCAAUGAUUUCACCAGCACUGUCCUAAUUAACUGUGUUGCCUGCGAACAAUGCUACCCACGGCCCAACUCGAAAUGCUUUUCUGAAUAUAUUGCCUUCAUUAGUUGUCUCAUCAACUCAAGUAGAGACGUUACAUUCCUUUGUGAGGACGGAAUUAUCUCAAAUUUCUCCUACAACGAUAAUCAUGUUGCUAAUCUUUUCAACAUGUUGGGAGAGCAUGUUGUGUUCAACAUUAGAGAGUGUUACCUAAAAAACGAAUUCAGAGAAGUGGAGGCCUACUAUAGCAGCGACUGGGCAACUUUGAGGCGCACAUAUUUUAGCAGUCCGUGGUCAAUUAUCUCAGUCGCCUCAGCCUCUGCUCUGCUGCUGCUAACAGCGCUGCAGACAUUUGCGGCCUAUGUUGAGCCACGAGUUCUCCAUAGCUAA
Molecule: messenger RNA, 1410 nt
Organism: Camellia sinensis
Lineage: Eukaryota; Viridiplantae; Streptophyta; Magnoliopsida; Ericales; Theaceae
Product: UPF0481 protein At3g47200-like
Source: RefSeq, a predicted model, not a curated record